Protobothrops mucrosquamatus (brown spotted pit viper) is the source of this 958-nucleotide messenger RNA. It is a transcript of the gene MLEC, whose product is annotated as malectin. The transcript is spliced from 5 exons. Gene Ontology annotation, molecular function: carbohydrate binding. The record is from RefSeq and is a predicted model, not a curated record. Lineage: Eukaryota; Metazoa; Chordata; Lepidosauria; Squamata; Viperidae. Bases 1 to 864 code for a protein of 287 amino acids. Gene Ontology annotation, cellular component: membrane.
AUGGUGGCCGCGGGCGGGGGGCCGCAGCUCCGCGUCGCCUCGCUCUUGGCCGCGGCGCUGCUGGCGCUGCUGGCCCUGCAGCAGCCGCCGCCGGGCAGCGUGGCCGGGGCCAGCCUGGCCGAGAGCGUGGUCUGGGCCGUGAACGCGGGCGGGGAGGCCCAUGUGGACGUCCACGGCAUCCACUUCCGGAAGGACCCCCUCGAGGGACGGGUGGGACGAGCUUCCGACUAUGGCAUGAAAUUGCCAAUCUUGCGAUCCAACCCCGAGGAUCAGAUUCUCUACCAAACGGAACGCUACAAUGAGGAAACCUUUGGCUACGAGGUCCCGAUCAAGGAAGAGGGCGACUACGUCCUUGUGCUGAAGUUCGCCGAAGUCUAUUUUGCACAAUCGCAGCAGAAGGUAUUUGAUGUGCGUUUGAACGGCCACAUGGUGGUGAAGGACUUGGACAUCUUUGACAGAGUGGGACACAGCACGGCCCACGAUGAGAUUGUCCCCAUCAGCAUCAAGAAGGGGAAGCUGAGUGUGCAAGGAGAGGUUUCUACCUUCACAGGAAAGCUGAACAUUGAGUUUGUCAAGGGGUACUAUGAUAAUCCAAAAAUCUGUGCACUGUAUGUCCUGGCAGGAACAGUGGAUGAUGUUCCAAAGCUUCAGCCUCACCCAGGCCUGGAGAAGAAAGAGGAGGAGGAAGACGAAGAGGAGUACGAAGACGGGUCCAGCCCUAAAAAGCAGGCCAACAAGAACCGGGUCCAGUCAGGCCCCCGCACACCAAACCCCUAUGCCUCGGACAACAGCAGCCUCAUGUUCCCAAUCUUAGUGGCCUUUGGCGUCUUCAUUCCGACCCUAUUCUGCCUUUGCAGGUUGUGAAAAAAGACAGCACGCACAGUGGCCUGCAAGCCAGGGAGGAGGAGUUGGGCCGAAUGUGGAGUCAGUCCUGGCUUCUCCGUAUUUAAGGAAAACA